This is a messenger RNA of Mangifera indica (mango), 990 nucleotides long. Its product is annotated as protein WVD2-like 3. The transcript is spliced from 5 exons. NCBI's taxonomy places the organism in Eukaryota, Viridiplantae, Streptophyta, Magnoliopsida, Sapindales, Anacardiaceae. Gene Ontology annotation, biological process: microtubule cytoskeleton organization. The coding region runs from base 1 to 990 and encodes 329 amino acids. The record is from RefSeq and is a predicted model, not a curated record. Gene Ontology annotation, molecular function: microtubule binding.
AUGGAAGAGGUUCAACAGAAAGAAGAAAUUAAACAUAUUGUUCAGGAAGAGCAAAACGAAAUCCCCAUUAACAAUCAGCAGGAAGCAGGGCCUGAAAUGGAGGAUCUUGAUAAUCUGAAAGUCAAUAAUGAGGAGACAAAUGUUAUACAAGUUGAGAAUAACGUAGCACAGAAGGCUCCUGGAAGGGUAGAAGAAAGCCAGGACUCAACAAGGAAAUCGAAUCAAGGUUCAAAAUUACCAAUUCUCAAGAUAAAGGCAACAGUGCCUCAGCCAUUUUGUUUGGCAACUGAGAAAAGAAUACUGUCUAGAGAAAGACGGGGUUCAGUGGAUUUUUCUCCAUUGACUGAAACAAAAUCGAUGCCUAGAGAAAGACGAGGCUCUGUGGAGUUCAAGGACUUGCAAGGUCCUAAGCUUACCAAAUCUGUCAGUUUAAGCCACAAGACUGCAUCCUUUUCGGGUCCUGGAUUUGGAGAAACCUCCAAGGCAAAGCAUGCAAAUUCCACAACUAUUGCUACUAAAACAAAUUCCAAAAUCAAAGUGACAACAGACCAACGGGGUGACCACAAGAAAAUGGAGACCGGUUUAAAAAAUAGCCACAAGAGUGAAGCAAAAAGGGAAAUUGAAAGCAGACUCUUACGAGUCACUGCCAAGAACCCGCAAGGAGAUGAAUUGGACAAAGGCAAUAAACUUCGGAAAAGCUCUACAUUCAAAGCGACUCCACUGCCAAGCUUCUAUCACCGUAAAACUCCUCUCCCCAAACCUGAAAUAAAUAAGAUCCAGCCAACACGUCCCAAGUCUCCUGUAAUUGGGCAGAGAAGCAAGCCCAUGUCUACAACUGAAAAACCUAAAUCAGAAAAAAAGGGCAAGACUGUUGCCAGGAGAAUGACUACUAAUGGAGCCAAGGAGACAAUAACCAAACUAUUUAAAAGUACCAAAAAGACUUUGAUUGGUUCCAAAGAAUCCAUGCAAGGCGUUGUUGCAAGUGCAUGA